AUGAAUCGUUUAACGCCAGAACAACGCUUGCAAAUCAUUGAAUUUUCUUAUAAAAAUGCGCGUUCUGUUAAGAAAGUUUAUCGCGCGCUUCUUCCAUUUUAUGGCCAGUUUAAUCGACCCGCUGAAGCGGCUAUUCGAGCUAUUGUGACUAAAUUUAGAACCAAAUUUACAUUAUUGGACAUCAAACCACCAACACGCUUACGUAUAGUGCGAACUGAAGAAAAUAUCGCAGCUGUAUCGGCCAGUGUUAAUGAUGACCAUCAAUUAUCGAUUCGUCCCCGUUCGCAGCAAUUGGGCCACUGUUACUCAACAACGUGGAGAAUUUUGCGAAAUGAUUUAGGUGUAAAACCUUUCAAAAAACAGCUGAUGCAAGAAUUGAAGCCGAACGACCUCCCGCAACGCAGAAUUUAUGGUUGGUUGAUGGGCCAGUAA
Molecule: messenger RNA, 432 nt
Organism: Anastrepha obliqua
Lineage: Eukaryota; Metazoa; Arthropoda; Insecta; Diptera; Tephritidae
Exons: 3
Coding region: 1-432 (143 amino acids)
Source: RefSeq, a predicted model, not a curated record